AUGCUGUUCUCCGCCUUCGACGCGCGCGGCGAGGGCGCACUCGACUAUACGCAGGCGCAGCAGGCGCUGCAGUGGCUGAUGCGGACGCCCGCCGACGGCGGCGCCAAGCCCGAGGUGCCGCUGGCCUGCCCGGCCGAAGCGUAUGAUGCGGCGGGAGGGCUCAGGCUGGAGCGGCCGUGGUUCUUCAUGCUCUAUCGCACGAUGCCAAACCAGCGAGGGGGCAGGUUGCGUUCGUUUGUCACUGUGCACAACCAAGGGCUGGCCACCUCCGUAUCCAUCAUGGUGAAGCCAAUGGGCCAAAAAUGGAGGGAGCGCCCCUCCCAGGUGGCCGGAGGGUACACCUCGGGUCGGCGUGCUGGGGGGGGCGCCGGUGCGCAAGCCCACUUUCCGGGCGACCCCGAGGGGGAGGAGGCCGGGCGAGUGGCAGCAACUCACUGUUAG
Messenger RNA from Emiliania huxleyi CCMP1516, 441 nucleotides. RefSeq lists its product as hypothetical. Lineage: Eukaryota; Haptophyta; Isochrysidales; Noelaerhabdaceae. The coding region runs from base 1 to 441 and encodes 146 amino acids. The transcript is spliced from 3 exons. The record is from RefSeq and is a predicted model, not a curated record.